AUGAGCCGUAACAAUCGCAAGAAUAUUGAUCCCAGAGGUGGGAAACAAGCAAGAGACGAUCAAAGAAGAAUUUCUGCAGCUGCAGGCGCAUCAUCAACAACUGAUAGUGUUACUUACGAUGAAUCAUUCCCACCACUACUUCCAACACCAUCUACUAGUGGCAUGUCUGGCAAUCCAGCCCGUUCCAUUCAAGAUCGAAGACCAUCCACAGCUGAAGAAAGUAGGCAACAACAAAGUGUGGCUCAAUCAGUUGAUGAUUCAACACGAGCAUCCGCUGUAAAAAGGCCGGGCCCCUGGAAAAGUCUGGCGGGCCAACCCAAAACUCUAGCCUUACAAGAUUUUAUGCUUGAGCCCACAAAGGGAAAAGUCGUUAACAUCAAUAAGACGUAUUCAGCUGAUGGUUCGACUUCAAACAACGUUAGAACUCAAUCGGAUGUUCGACCCAAAUCGAAGCUAGAAGAAGAUGUGAAUACCAAACUAUGUGAAAUCAUCUUGACUAUUCAUUUGCGUAAAGAGUUUGUAUCGCUUCAACGUGUUGAACAAGAACUUUUUGCAUUUUAUGAAAAGAAUUCAUUUCGUGAAUUAGGCGUUCAUCCACAUCACCUUAAUGCAAUAAGAAAUCUUGUUCAUUACAAUAAAGAUGUCACUUUUUAUAUGCAAGUAUUCAAAGAAGUUUUUAAUUUAUGCACGUUGCAUGAUCUCGGUCAACUACUUGCUAAAUUUCUCAAAGUCGACACAUACGAAGACGCUCACAUAGGACCGCUCGAUGAGCAUCCUGAUGUAAAACGAAUAUUUAAUUAUAAACCGACAAAACGCCAUCAGCCCAUACCAGCCAUCACUAGUGCAGAUAUCGUCAAUUCUUAUCUAGAGUUUCAAGAUUUGAAUAGAGGACGCCAGUUUCCUUAUGAAAAAUUUCUUGAUAAUCUAGUUGAAAAAUAUCAAUUGCAAAAGCGCGAAGAACUCGGCAUCUAUUGUAAAUCGUUUCCGUAUUUAACUGAAGUAACAACGAAAAUGACUCGAGAAUAUACUCUUUACAAAAGAAGAACCGAUGCAGAUGUUAGACAACAAAUGAUCAGUCUAUUUCAGACAAAGUUGUGGGAAAUAAAACAAGAAGUCGAGAAUGAACUCGAGUUGUCAGCCUAUGCAACAAAAUCACCCGUAGCCGUCAUCGAUCAUCUUUCUUCGAUUGUCGAAAAGUAUUUGACUGUACCGGAACAAAAAAACAUUCAUGAUAUAAUGAUUAAAAUUCGAAAUGACGAACUACUACGAUGUCUUUUAAACGUUAGUAUUUAUUUGGGUACAAUCGACAAGCCUGAUAAAUUUCUUGCGGAUCUACAAAAACUCUAUCAAUCUCAAGGGGCUAGUUUGGGAAGACAGAAUGUUGCACUGCAGUCUGUUAACACGAAUCGAGAUGGAGAUCAUCCACUGAAAUCAAGCAAACAACGAAAAUCGAUAGAAAGCAGCGUUGCAUCUCAUACAACAAUUGACACGUCUUUUGAAGCUUCAUUCAUGCCAUCGGAUUCAAAAAGACCGAAAAUAUCUCUCAAACAAAUAUGUACCGAUCUGACUAAACUUCUCGAACGUUAUGAUACGAUGCUAAGUAUAAAACAAUUAUUUGAUGUUGAAAAACGUCUCUGUAAUCAACAUUCCGUCAAGCGAUUCUCUGACUUUGGAAUCAAUGAUGAUGAUGACGACGACGACAAUAUACCUCUUGAUCUUAUCUCAUUUCUUUAUGCAUAUCGUGAAAAGAUUGAUCCUAAUGGAGAAUUAUCUAUCUAUGAAAGUUCUUCUUCCGUAGGCGAUCGACAAGAAAUGUAUUCAUUUGUUAAUCAACUCAUUGUGUUAAAUGAUCGAAAGGAAGAAGAACAAGAACAACACUGUGUCAACAAGAGAGAAAUUCAUAUGACUAAAGACCAAUUGUCGGCUAUCGAAAAAGCAGUCAAACAUAAAUUUGGUGGACUCCUUGGUUUUAAUCGACCUUCACAAAUUCUUAGUAGAACAAAGCAAAAACCUAACAAAAUGAUGCAUCCAAUAAUUCACUUUGAAGAAUCAUUAUUGGAUGUGACCGCCCUGAAUCGAUUGGGAAUUUGUCCAUCAUCGCUGCUUGUUGAUGAAACACAAUUAUGUCAAAUUAUUCUUCAAUGUCCAAUCAUGGUCGAUCUAUUCGCCUGGUUACAAUGGUCAACUUUCUUCCAGCCAAGAUAUGGCUCGCUUAAAACAUUCAUAGUACGAAAAGAAUACGAGUUCAAUCAACUUCUCUUGCUCGAACUAUCAAAUCAUGAGCUUUUACGUCUACCAAGUGAUUUUUCUCUUGAUAAUUUCGAAAAAGAGCUUGAGAAAAAUAAUAUUUGCUCGGCGGUCGGUCACUUGUGUGCAUUGAUUACUCGAGAGUAUGUUCAAGUCAAUCGAAUUCCACUAACCAUCUAUCGACAAGUAAUAACCACAUGGUUGAUUCGUCUUAGAUCAGCUGCUCAAUUGAAAUCUGAUUCUAUUGAACCGAUGCAGUACGUACUCGAAUUUAUAAGUUAUUUGCCGGCACUUAUCGGUCAAACACGAAUCGUUCAAGAUCUUGUGCUCGAAUCACUCGACGACGUAUUUGGUAAUGAUGACGAACAUCGAAUGAUGAAUGCCCGGCAAACAAUCUGGAAGUUGGCAAAUGCUGAACAGAGAAACAAAUUAGAAAUGUGGGGCUAUAUACUAGAUUUAAAUGAAUGGAAAAAUCAGAAUAAGUGGAAAGGAAUAAAUGAACCCCAAGAAGAGUUCGCUCAUCAAAAACUGGAUGAAGAAAUACAAACGAAAGUAAUUACUCGUCAAGACAAUCUGUUUGCGCCAACCAAAAUUGAAACAACAUUAAUUUUAACUCCGCCACCUAUUACAGCAACCAGUAGCACUACAAUUUCGAUUGACAAAUCGAACAUCGACGAGAAUGAUCCCGCAAGUGUGGCCUUUGAUCAUAUAAAAAAGAUUCGUGAAGGAUUCGGUGUAGAUAGCAGCCUCGAUGCAGCCGGCCAGUCCAUUGUAACUAAUCUUCAAGGCAUGAUUGAACGAAGUUUAGAAAAACUAUCCAACGAUCUCUACUCAGAGCAAGGUCAUUUUGUUUUGGAACUCAUUCAAAAUGCUGAUGACAAUCAAUAUGCUCCUGAUCGUUUGCCUACACUACGUUUUAUUUUAUGUUCCGAACGAAUUCUUGUCUGUAAUAAUGAAAUUGGCUUUCAGUCCAAUCACAUAUCGGCAAUAUGUAAUGUGGGCAAAUCGACCAAAGGCAAACAUAAACAAGGCUACGCCGGGCACAAAGGAAUCGGGUUUAAAUCCGUAUUUAUGGUAUCCCAUCGUCCAGAAAUUCAUUCGGGACAUUACCAUUUUUGUUUCGAUACGGUCAAUGGUACUAAACAAAUAGGUUACAUUCGUCCGAUUUGGUUAGAAAAAUAUGAUGAAGCAUUGCCAUCAGUCGAGGAAUGGGCAACAUGCAUUCGUCUACCGAUCAAGCAGGAAAAACGUGGCGAUCGAUUAAAACGAAAUUUCGAUGAUAUUCAAGCUCGAUUAUUAUUGUUUCUUAAUCGUCUUCGACAAAUUGAAAUUGUUCGUCAACAAGGAAAGAAUGAGAUGAAUAGUCGAGUCUUUACUCGAGUUGAUCAUGCUCGAGGACAAAUUAUUGAAUUACAAGAGAGAACCACCAACUCAGAAAAGAUCAUCAAAAAUUUUUGGCUUGUUGUUAAAAAAGUUAUUCAAGUACCAGCCGAUGUUAAGAUGAAAUUGAGUGACGUCAAAUGUGAUGUUGAGUCGACAACCAUUGCUAUUGCUUAUCCAUUAAAUCCCAUUUUUGAAUCGUCAUCUCAUCAAAUUUCAUCGACACAACCACUUUUUGCUUAUUUGCCACUUCGUUCGUAUGGCUUUCGCUUUAUUCUUCAAGCCGACUUUGAAAUUCCGGCUACGCGACAGGAAGUUCUACGCGAUAAUAUGUGGAAUGAAUGGCUUAAAACAGAAAUGAUUCAACUUCUUCCAUUAGCCUAUGAACAAUUUCAACAUCUACCUGAUCUUCUUAUUUCUUGUUCACUCGAUUUGCAGCAAAAUAAUCAAUUACUAACAUCGAUUCAAACGCUCAAAUAUUUUCUUAAACUAAUCCCGACUCGCAAUGAAAUCGAUCCCUAUUUUAAUACAUUUAUUGAUAAAAGUAUUCAAUUACUCAUGGGUAUUAUUCAAUUGCCUGUUCUACGUAACGAAAUUCUUGAAUGGGUCUCACCGACACGUUGUGUUGUUGUUCGAGAUGCAUUUAUACGAGAGAUUUUCUCUCAAGAUUUGCUUUUAUCUCAUUUUAAUAGUUAUUAUCUCGACGAACAGAUUGUCACGGAAUGCGAUGAAGCAAUUCUUAUGAGAUUAGGUUGCCAACGACUUGAUUUCUCCUCUAUUCUACGGUUGAUUCGAACGUUGUAUACACAAAAUGAACAAGAACAUUCAACCAAAACCACCAGCAUUGAACAAAUUGCUCAAUGGCUACUUUGUAUUGACUAUAGUCUACAGCAAGAACGAGAAAAACCUGGAUUUAAUUUUGAUCAUGAUGACGGAUCAGGAGUAACAACGAUGGAGGAAUUGAAAAAAAUGAAAAUUAUCCCAUUACAACAUCAAUCACGAUUGGUAUCCAUUGAAGAAUUUAGUCAACGAGCUAUUUUAUUUCCAUUAAAUAAAAAAACUCCAUAUGCCAAAUAUCUCAAAAUUGUUCUUGAAGAUACACCAAUGAUUGACGAACGACUUCUUGAUUUUAUCGAAAGCAAAUAUCCAAGACGUUUCGAUUCGAUCAAACGUCUACUAAAAGAUUUAGGUAUUACUGAUGCACUCAAUAUCCGAAGGAUUUAUUCCAAUCAUAUAUUACCCGUCAUGAUGGAUGAUGCUCAAUGGUCGAAGAAAUCGGAUUCGGUUCUUAUUGCUUAUCUUAUGUGUAUUUACAAAGAUCUAUAUGCACCUCGACCUGAUUUAUUUAUACAGCAAAUGGAUGAAUUGAAAAACCAAAUGAUUGUUAAAACUCGUCAAGGAAAAUUUGUACGCAUCGAUUCCAAUGGCGCCAACAUCAUUCAUUUGACUUCAUUGUAUGGAUGUGAACGAUCGCUUGAUUCAUUGACAGCAUUAGCCGAUCAAUUUACAUUCAUUUCGGAUGAUUACUUUAAGGAGUAUCGAACCGAACUCUUUCUCAAAGAUAGUGACCGAAAUCUAUUUAUUCAUUUUCUCAAUGAUCUCAAUAUUCAUGAUUUUUUUCUAGUAAAAACAAUUGAACAUCCCUUUAUUAAAGUUGAGCAACUUGUUGGAACGCAAUGGGCCCAUGAAAUUGCCACAUUAUCCUCGUUAAUUUACGAACCUUUCUUUAUAACCGAUUAUUGUUGCGACGAAUUUGAUGCACUCGUCUCGUCGAAGGAUAAUCUUGAUGCAGCUCGAUACACGCCAAUUCUACUGUAUUUCGAUCGACAUUUUGAAUCUAUCUCUGCCUACUUCGUCGCUUCUGUUAUUCGAGCUCGUUCUCGACAUACACUAGGGAUAGGGCCAGUCAAAGGUAUCGAAUCUUCGUUUUAUUCCUUGUUGAGAAAGCAUCCAUGGAUACCGGUUGGCAGUCAGUUUUUGAAGCCGACAGAUGUCUACUUUUUACCGUUGAACCAUCCUUUCAGUCGCUAUGUGCCACAUUUGGAUCGAUCAAAAAUUCCAUUGAAGAACACCAAUUUGAUUAGGUUACUUGGAUUUCAACAAGAAAUAACUCGCAUGACGAUGUUCGAAUUCUUUAUGAAAUGGUCGUGUGAUCUUGACCGUGAUUCAUUAGGAAAAUUAAUGCACAUGACACUGAAUGUGAUUCCUUGCACAAUUCCGACCACAUUCCGUCAGUCGUGCCGUGAUACAAUUGAUAAUAUUCGUCAUAUCUACCUAUUUCUAGCGUCCGACAGUGAUACUUGUGCUCGUCUUGUUCGCUUCCGCUUAUGGCCACUCAUAUUUAUUCCACGAACUGUCAAUACGGGUGACUUUUUAUUCAUUGAUGAAGUAUUUUGGAGAGAUUCUGAAGCAUUACUGACAAGAGAAAAUAUGAGAAAUUUUGAAUCGAUUCGCAGUACACCCAUACAACCCUACUAUGGGAACGAUGCUAAUUUACAAAAAUUCUUUGUUGAUGUCCUUCAAGUGAAAUGUGAACCAACACUUGAUGAUUAUCUUCCAUUGUUGUUCGAUAUUACUGACAAGACCAAUGAGUUUAUUUGGAAAUGUAUCGAAGUGAUUACACGAUUAGCAUUUGCACAGAAUAAACAAACAACAGUAAAAGAUAAAUGUCUCGAUUGGGCCUUUAUUCCGUGUUUGGGAAAUCAAAAUAAAUUGUUUAAAUAUACUGAGCAGCUAUAUUAUCCACAUGAUAUGAACAUCGCCGAUAUCUUUGCGGACACUUUAUUGAUUGUUAAACUGCCAGAUGUUUUAUUUUGCUCUGCGGAAUUCAAACAACGGUUUUGCUCACUUUUCAAUAUCAACAAUCUUGCCGAUGUUAUCAAAGUGUUGGUCAAUGUUGAUAAUGAACAAACAUCUACAGAUCUACUCGAUUUCUAUGCUUGUUCAAUUGAUUUCAUUCAACAUUUUUUACUAAGCAAUAAUUUCAUAUCCGAAUCACGAUCCUGUUAUCUUCAAUCGAUCUUCUCUUCUGUGCAGUUUGUAUCAGUUGAUUAUAUUCGCCUAUCCUACUGUUAUCAAGAGAGUAUAGUACGAGCAGCAUCUUCAUCGUCUAGUUUGGACAGUUACAUGAAUGAGUCAGUAAAAAAAUUUUAUAUUUUGAAAAAAUAUGAAAAAUUCGAGAGUUACCAUAUUAAUACGAUGGUGAACUAUCUUGUUUCAGACGAGUCGGCUCGUUUAAAACUUUCUCAAUAUAUCACAUAUCUUUUUAAAGUUUAUAAAGCUGAAGACAUAGAGGGUCUGGCAAAGCAACGUGACCUUCUUCCUGAAAAAUCACAACACACAUGGAUCAUUCCAGAACUCAUCAAAAACGAGUCGGAUUCGUCACUAAGCGAAGAAGAAAAUGCAGAGAGUAAUGAAUCAAUUGAUAUUCCAUUCGAAAUGUUAGAAAAAAUGAGAAAUCAACCUGGGUGGCAGCCACCCAAGCCGGCUAUCAAUACCACGAUAGAUCCGAAUAAGCCAAAAUCGCUGACCUGUUUUCCUAUGAAAGCUGGAAAGGAUAGUACUAUUGAAUCCUCAAAUCAAGAGCUACAGCAAAAAUCGCAGUUACAAUCAAUAGAGGCAAUGAUAUCAAACCUAUUGGUAAGCUCUCCAAAUAAUCCAACAGAAUCGAUGUCAUCGGUGCCCAAACCAAGAGAUGAUUGUGAGCAAACUAGUAAGAAGAAAAAUGAUGAUCAACUGGUGUCACAAGAUAGUGACAAGCGACCCAAUGGUGAGAAUGAAAAUAUUCCUACUGAAUAG
This is a messenger RNA of Rotaria socialis, 7425 nucleotides long. The record is from the annotation of a GenBank genome assembly. Lineage: Eukaryota; Metazoa; Rotifera; Eurotatoria; Philodinida; Philodinidae.